AUGUCCUUGGUCAAUCUCGCACACGUCUGCUCGCAUCUCCAAAACGCCUCUCUCGCACGACUUGGCCUGACAUCGAUACCCUACACCAAGUGGCACCUUUCAUUGGCACUUCUCCUUCAAAAGCAAGGCUUUCUUUCCCAAGUCAAGCUCGGCGGCCCAUCACCUCCUGCAUCAUGCUUCGGACAAGGACCUCGCGAUGAUCACACCGUAACAAAUCAUCCUCAUGGGAGUGCAGGGCGGAGUCGCUUCAGCUCGGAGGCAGCGUUGGCGAAGAUGGUCAGGCAGCACUGGACACCUUCACAGCUGCAGCAAUACGGCUUUGGCCAGGAGGCAAUAGACUUCGCACAAGAGCACGGCAGGAGGACUCUGGAACAACUCAAUGCACAAGGCUGGCAACGGCGUACUGCACAGUACCUGUUCGACAUUCGGUCACAAGUUGAGACGAUAGCAGAAGAGUGGGAUCGGGAGUAUGCACGGAGACGAGAAAUCUGCGAAACGCCGGAGCAGAUUCAAGCAUUGGAUGAAGAACUCGGCGCAACACCAGAAGCGCGGUACGAGCGAGUGCAGGAAGAUCUCGUUGCGCAAUUGCAGCCAGAGCAGGCACAAAUAUACACAAAGUACGCCUCUGUACCGAUCGAUGAGCUGCAAACUGUGGACUACAACGAAGCCGACAUCUCCUCGAUCGCGGGCGACAAAGUCUACCUCACAGAACGAGAGAUCCGCCAGAACGGCAUCACAAUAGAUGCUAUGGGUCUGCGCAUCCCAAACCAGCAAGUCACACUACCUCGAGAAGAAUUUCAAGAUCCGGAUAUGAUGGAGGCGGAAGGUGUGGUCACACAAGCAAACCGAGCGUCAAGGAGACUAUGGUUGGGGUUGAAAUACUAUCAGUCGAGUCCAGUGUUGAGCAAAGCGAAGAUGAUCAGCAAGCCAACGAAAAGGAUAUGGCUGAGCAGCGGGGAUCUGGCAAGAAUCGUGAGAGGAAGAAAUGCAGGAGAGGUCAAGCCACUCACACAGAUCGGUGAGAUUAUGGCUAUAAGCACGGAUAGGGGGAUCAUGGAGGCAAGGGAAUGCGUGGAGAGGAAAAUUGGCGGACAGCCGCUGUGCAGAGUGUGGUAA
Messenger RNA from Fulvia fulva, 1116 nucleotides. Its product is annotated as 37S ribosomal protein S8, mitochondrial. Gene Ontology annotation, biological process: translation. Gene Ontology annotation, cellular component: ribosome; mitochondrion. Bases 1 to 1116 code for a protein of 371 amino acids. Gene Ontology annotation, molecular function: structural constituent of ribosome. The transcript has a single exon. NCBI's taxonomy places the organism in Eukaryota, Fungi, Ascomycota, Dothideomycetes, Mycosphaerellales, Mycosphaerellaceae. The record is from RefSeq and is a predicted model, not a curated record.